AUGAAAUACAAAUACAUAGUGCGUAAACAGUUGGGAAGUUCGUUUAAAUUGUCCUUAUAGGUGGGAAAUCCGGAAAUGUAUCUUAUUAGAGAACAAAUUGUUAUUCAGAACGUGAAACUAUUUAUCUUUUGGCAAUAUGAAGGAUCUGGACGCUUCCUUGGACACUUUGGAAAAUGCCCGAUUCAACUACUUGUAUGCGAAGGCCAUAACUAAGUUGCGAAAGGACUCAAUCUUCACGGACAACGAGCUAGUGAGCAUCGUGAUGCUCUACCACAAGUUUGUCCUGGUCAAUGGACCAAGGGCUAAGUACAUGACCGUGGCGCAACUUACCAUGCUAAUGGAGCUUAUGUUUGAGAUCAUGGAUCGCGAACUUAGUGCGAGCAUUGUGUCUAGAAUAGCCCACACUCCAGGCUCCAGAUCAUCGGAUUUCAUUCCCGAAAAACAUAUUCAUCUGGAGUCCUUUGUAAGGUUGCUUACCGUUUACUUUACUAAAGACCUUCAGAUGAAGAUGGAGUUUGCCUUCUCGAUCUACGAUAAGAGCGAUUCCAGGCAGUUAAAUGGCAAGGAAGUCGGGAUCUUUGUUGGCAAAUUUUUCGAGACCGAGGACGAAGACGAAACAGCUGAGUUGCGAAUGGACAUGAAGGAAAUGCUCUUUAUGAAAUUCGACUUGGACAAGGAUACCAACAUUGGGGUAGAGGAAUAUUACACAGUUGUCCGUCGACAGCCCAUGUUGCUUGAGUGCUUUGGCCGUGUAUUUCCCCCCAAUCCUCAGAUGGAUGUCCUAGCCCUUUGUACAAAUGUGAUGUCCUGGUUUGAUGACUCACCCAAUCCUAGGAUUAUGACAAAGUCAGAUACAGAGAAGGCACUUAGUUACCAGGAAGCGCGGAAAACGAACUCAUAAGUUAUAAAAUUUUGGGUAUAAUAAUA
Drosophila eugracilis is the source of this 927-nucleotide messenger RNA. RefSeq lists its product as uncharacterized. The record is from RefSeq and is a predicted model, not a curated record. The transcript has 4 exons. The coding region runs from base 137 to 901 and encodes 254 amino acids. NCBI's taxonomy places the organism in Eukaryota, Metazoa, Arthropoda, Insecta, Diptera, Drosophilidae.